UUGGGGGGGGGAAAAGCGCUGCUCGGGGCUCGGCGUUGCGGGGCGACCCCCGGCGGACCCCCCCGCACCGCGACGCCUCCCGGGUCGGGCGGGUUCCGCCGGAAUUACGGGGGGGGGGGCUGGGGUCGGUAACGGGGGCGGCUCCCGGUGACAGCUCCGCGAACAAUGGCAGCCGCGGUGACAGCGGAGCUCUGCCCGGGGGGGGCACGGGGGGCUCCGGGCUCGGGGCCGCCUCAGCACCGGGGGGGGCGGCGCUCCGUCUGCGGCUGUUACCCCCCCCAGCCCCCCGGUCCGGGUCUCCCGGUGUUCCUCCGUCCCUACCGGUGGUUCCCCCCCCCCCCGGUGCCCCCCAGCUUCAUUUUCGCUCGUUGCCCCCCAUCAGCUCCCCUCUCCUCCUGCUCUCAGCCAGCCGGGCUGCGUCUGUCUGCUGCUCUGCCCGCUGUGCUGCUGGCUGGGGGGAUCCUGGAAAGGGGGGGACACCCAUGUGGGUGAUGGGGUGGAAGCGCUUUGUGGGGUGGGAUCGGGGGGUUUCUGUGCUCUGUGUGGCUGAGGAGCGUGGGGUCUGGGGGACGUUGGGGCUGCUGACAUCUGUGCUGGGGGGGCGGGGGGGGUUCAGCCGUAGCACGGAGCUCGCAGCCCCCAGGGGGUGGGGAUGGGGGGCAGCGUUUCGCAGCAGCGCAGGACGGGAUGCACCACGGAGGGACGCAAACCCCAAAUCCUCGAGGACGCUUCCAUCGGCGCUGUGGGACCGCAGCUGUCAGAAGUGCUGCUCUGCAUCUGCCCUCCACCCCCACGAGUGCAUCAUCUUCUGCCCCCCAGGAGCGCAGGCAGCCCCAGAAGGACCUCCCCCCGCCGACUGCAGGGCUUGUGGGGAAGCGCUGCCCUUCCGUCCCAUACCUGUCAGCUUUGCUGUUGGUGGUGACGGCGCGGGUUUUGAUGCUGCACAAAGAAGCCCCCAGGGACGGCCUUCACUGCUUCGAGCUCCAACUUCAUCGCUGGACCUCAGGAGCGGUGCUGCGUCUCCUCCAUCUGUGGCCCUGCGGGUGAAGUUGUGCCAAUGGAUGUAUCAGGAUAAGGGGCUGCUCCUGUGUGUUGGGCCAUGGCGUGGGGUCCUGAGCUGCUGCCCGCCACCCCUCCAGCGUUGGGUUCUCAUCCCGUGGAGUUUUCCUCUCUCCAUCCCGCGGAGCUCCGUCAGCCGCUCCGUUUCUGCAGCAGCGGCGCUUCGUCCGACGGAACGCAUGGAUCAAAAUAGGGAACCGAGAGCUGUUUGGUGAUGGAUAAAACACAACGCAGUGCUUUGCUCCCGGCUGCGGGGCUGCCCGGCCCUGUGGGACCGUGGAGAUGGACCUUGGUGUCGUUCCAACAUCACAGCCCUUCUUUUUUAUGGCUCCGCGCGCUCCUAUUCGUGGCAAAGGUGGAAAAAAAGCUCUCAUGUUGGAAAACAGAGCGAAUGGAAACAAUGCUUUGGGAAGAGAAACUGCAGGGACUGCUGUGGUGCUUCGUACCGCCCUCACCCCGUGUGAAGGCAGUGGGUCUGUCCUGGGGGGGGCUGGGGGGGCUGCGAGCUGCAGGGGUGGCAGCAUAGGGCUGGGAUGGGGGGCACGCGCUGACCCUGCUGUCCUCAGGAGCCCCCGUGUGCUCAGCACAGAGGACGUCUGGAUGGCUCCGUGCUCAGCCCCGGGGUUUGGUUAAACUGGGCUGCUGGGGGGGGCUUUGUUUCCCUGAGUGCAGCCCCUGGGGGGGGCAGCCCUUCUUUCAGUGCUGAGUGCUGCUCCAGUUUCAGCGCAGCGUCGCCGAGGUCUCUGCGUGGUGGCACGAAGCGCUGCGUGCGUGGAGGGGGCUCACAGAGGGCUGCAAAUUGGGGGAGGGGGUCUCGGCCCCAUUGCCCGCAGCUCAGAGGAGCUCAGGGCUGCGUGCCCACCGCUGCCAGGCUGGGCUGUGCUCCAGAGAGAGGACUUUCCCUGCACAGCUGGUACUCGGGCGAUUUCUGAGUGUGUGUGUAGCACAGCAAAGCCAUGGGAGUGGGCCAAUAAGAGCCACCUCAUAUACAGCGUGUUUGUUACCCCAGCUGGGUGGGUUUCCCUCUCAUUUUGGCACGGUGUCUGCAGACCGUUGGGCACAGUGCUGCGUUGCCAUUCGGUCCCAUUGCCCCAAACCCAGCUCUUCCCAUCAGCAGAAUGACACCAGAUGUCCCUGCUCCAUGCUUCCAGUGCUCGGUGUCCGGCUGUCCCUGGGAUGGGUGAUGGCUCUCUGCCCCCCCAGGGCCGGGUUUGUGUUCCUCUGGGGCUGAUGGUGAUGUGGGGCUGCGCUGUGGGAGCUCACAGAGCUCUGCCCCAGACGUGUUUUAUUUGGGGGGGGUUGGGGAGGUGGCUGAGCAGCUCCUGCAGGCAAACUCUGACUCUGCUCUGCUCUCUCUUUCAGCAACGCACCUUAAGGAUGGAUAUAGAAGACUGUAAUGGACGAUCCUACAUAUCUGGCAGCGGGGAUUCCUCUCUGGAGAAGGAGUUCAGCUCGGCCAUCGUGGGAGCUGCGGUGAGCACACCCAACAGCCAGCACUCCUCCCCGAGCCGCUCCCUCAGUGCCAGCUCCAUCAAGGUGGAGAUGUACAGCGAUGAGGAAGGCAGCCGGCUGCUGGCACAGGAGGACCGCAUGCUGGAGAAGGACGACAGCGUCAUCGUGGAGGAUUCCCUCUCAGAGCCACUGGGUUACUGCGAUGGGCCAGGCCAGGAGCCACAUUCCCCCGGUGGCAUCCGGUUGCCUAAUGGCAAACUGAAGUGUGAUGUGUGUGGCAUGGUGUGCAUCGGCCCCAACGUGCUGAUGGUGCACAAGCGCAGCCACACGGGAGAAAGGCCGUUCCACUGCAACCAGUGUGGGGCUUCCUUCACCCAGAAGGGAAACCUCCUUCGUCACAUCAAGCUGCACUCUGGAGAGAAACCCUUCAAGUGUCCCUUCUGCAAUUACGCCUGCCGUAGGAGGGAUGCCCUCACUGGACACCUGAGGACGCACUCUGUCUCUUCUCCCACCGUUGGCAAACCCUACAAGUGCAACUACUGCGGCCGCAGCUACAAGCAGCAGAGCACGCUGGAGGAGCACAAGGAGCGCUGCCACAGCUACCUGCAGAGUCUGAACACUGAGCCGCAGGCGCUGGCCGGCCAGCAAGGUGAUGAGAUGAGGGACCUGGAGAUCGUGCCGGACUCCCUGCUGCACCCCUCUGCCGACCGGCCGACGUUCAUCGACCGCCUGGCCAACAGCCUCACCAAGAGGAAGCGCUCCACACCUCAGAAAUUCGUGGGCGAGAAGCAGAUGCGGUUCGCGCUCUCCGACCUCCCCUUUGAGGUGAACGCCGGCUUCGAGAAGGACGUGGAGAUGGUGUCGGCCCACCACCCCCUGGACCCCUCCUACGGCAGCUCCCUGGCGCUGAUGGGGGGCGAACACCUUCGCCCGCUCCGCCUGCCCCCCACAAACUGCAUCUCGGAGGUGACCCCCGUCAUCAGCUCCGUCUACACCCAACUGCAGCCUCUGCCGGGCCGCCUGGAGCUGCCGGGGGGCCGCGACGCCGCCGAGGGCCACGAGGACACGGCGGACGGGGCGCAGGCGCUGUACCGCGGGCGGGAGGCGGGCGCGUCGCCCACCAACGGCUGCCACGACUCCACGGACACGGAGAGCAUCCACGAGGAGCGGACGGCUCAGCCUCCGCCGGGAAACGGCCCCGGCAGCCGCCAGAGCCCGGCGUACGCCAAAGAGGACCCGAAGGCGGCGGAGGGAGCGGCGCGUUCCACGGCGAGCGGCGGGCGGGAUGCGCUGCGCGUGGUGACCGAGGACGGGGAGCCGGUGCGAGCCUUCCGCUGCGAGCACUGCCGCAUCCUCUUCCUGGACCACGUCAUGUUCACCAUCCACAUGGGCUGCCACGGCUUCAGAGACCCUUUCGAGUGCAACAUCUGCGGCCAUCACAGCCAGGACCGGUACGAGUUCUCCUCGCACAUCGUGCGGGGUGAGCAUAAGGUCGGCUGAGCCCCAACUCCCCUUCUCCCCCCCCCCCCCCCCCCCCCCCCC
Molecule: messenger RNA, 4053 nt
Organism: Phasianus colchicus (ring-necked pheasant)
Lineage: Eukaryota; Metazoa; Chordata; Aves; Galliformes; Phasianidae
Gene: IKZF4
Product: IKAROS family zinc finger 4
Biological process (GO): regulation of transcription by RNA polymerase II
Molecular function (GO): DNA-binding transcription factor activity; RNA polymerase II cis-regulatory region sequence-specific DNA binding
Source: RefSeq, a predicted model, not a curated record